AUGAGUGAAACGCAGGGCGGCGGUCUCAGCCGUGAGCAGUUCCCCACCGAACACGACUCCAGCUCGGGCAUGAGAGCCAGCGCCGUUAUGACUGCUUUUGUGAGAAAUGCCAGGCUAACACUCAUCCUGUCUUGUCCCAUGGACUUGAAGAAUUUCCCAAUGGACAUUCAGACCUGUACCAUGCAGCUAGAAAGCUUUGGCUACACCAUGAACGAUCUGAUCUUCGAGUGGCUUUCUGAUAGCCCUGUGCAGGUGGCGGAUGACUUGACACUUCCUCAAUUUUUACUAAAGGAGGAAAAAGAUCUUGGCUACUGCACUAAGCACUACAACACAGGUAAAUUCACCUGCAUUGAGGUGAAGUUUCACUUAGAGAGACAGAUGGGCUACUAUCUCAUUCAGAUGUACAUCCCCAGUCUGCUGAUUGUCAUCCUGUCUUGGGUGUCUUUCUGGAUCAACAUGGAUGCCGCCCCUGCUCGGGUAGGCUUGGGUAUCACCACUGUGCUGACCAUGACCACCCAGAGCUCCGGUUCACGAGCCUCUCUACCCAAGGUAACAUAA
Sinocyclocheilus grahami is the source of this 558-nucleotide messenger RNA. Its product is annotated as glycine receptor subunit alpha-2-like. Gene Ontology annotation, molecular function: extracellular ligand-gated monoatomic ion channel activity; transmembrane signaling receptor activity. Bases 1 to 558 code for a protein of 185 amino acids. NCBI's taxonomy places the organism in Eukaryota, Metazoa, Chordata, Actinopteri, Cypriniformes, Cyprinidae. Gene Ontology annotation, cellular component: membrane. The transcript is spliced from 5 exons. The record is from RefSeq and is a predicted model, not a curated record. Gene Ontology annotation, biological process: monoatomic ion transmembrane transport.